This is a messenger RNA of Hermetia illucens (black soldier fly), 1349 nucleotides long. RefSeq names its product lipase 3-like. Lineage: Eukaryota; Metazoa; Arthropoda; Insecta; Diptera; Stratiomyidae. Gene Ontology annotation, biological process: lipid metabolic process. Gene Ontology annotation, molecular function: hydrolase activity, acting on ester bonds. The transcript is spliced from 3 exons. The record is from RefSeq and is a predicted model, not a curated record. Bases 2 to 1309 code for a protein of 435 amino acids.
CAUGGAGUUCAGUGGAUUUAAGAAAGCUGAGAUGUUUCGAAUUCUCUGCCUAUUGUUGUUGGGUCAGUUUGUGGUUGGCUACCUUCCAAAGAGCUAUCAAGCUGGCUUAGAAGGUAGAACUUCUAUAGAUGAUCUGGUUGAUGAGGACUACGAUGAAGAGGCCAAGCUGGAAGAGCAGGCUGCCAUUGAUGCAGAGUUGAAGAAGGCUAUUCACAGAGCAACAAAAAAUGACGGCUACCCUCUAGAAGAGCAUUCAGUAGUAACUGAAGAUGGCUACAUCCUAACUGUGCACCGUAUUCCUUACGCAAAAAAUAAUAAAGCCGUUGAGAACAAGCCCGUAGUUUUCCUUCAACAUGGAUUGCUCUCAUGCUCUUACCAUUGGAUCAUUCAAGGACCUGGAAAGGCAUUGGCUUACAUUCUUGCCGAUGCAGGGUAUGAUGUUUGGCUAGGAAAUGUCCGGGGUAACUCGUAUUCUAAGGACCACAUCAGCCUUGAUCCCAAGAAGAGAGAUUUCUGGAGCUUCAGCUGGAACGAGAUGGGAUACUAUGAUUUGCCAGCAAUGAUCGACUAUGUUCUGGCCAAUACUGGACAAAGUGGUUUGAAUUACAUCGGACACUCUCAAGGAACCACGUCAUUCUUCGUAAUGGGCUCGCUGCGUCCUGAGUAUAACCAGAAAAUCAAGGCUUUCCACGCCCUUGCCCCGAUCGCAUUUAUGUCAAACAUGUAUAAUCCAUUGGUUCGUCUAAUUGCCCCAUUUGUAGCAGAUCUUGGAGCGGUAAGCAAGAUAUUGGGAAACUUCGAGCUGCUUCCAUCAAGCAAACUUAUUUCUACGCUCGGAACUGCUCUUUGUAAGGAUGGAUCUCCUUUCCAAGCAGUAUGCACAAAUAUGUUGUUCUUGUUCUGUGGCUUCAGUCAUGAAAAUAUGGAUACGUCACUGUUCCCAGAGAUCAUGAAAACGUCUCCCGCCGGAGCUUCAAUUAAUCAGCUUAUCCAUUACGCCCAGGGUUAUAAGUCCGCAAAGUUCCGUAAAUUCGAUUUUGGCCUGAUAAAGAAUUUGGCCGAAUAUAAGGGAAGCCCACCAGAUUAUCCAUUGGGCAAAAUCACCGCUCCGGUUCACUUGUACUAUUCAGGAAAUGAUUGGUUGGCUGGUAUCAAGGAUGUUCAGAUUUUGGCUUCUAAAUUGCCAAAUGUUGUUUACAACAAGAAGGUUCCUCACGAUACGUUCAACCACUUGGACUUCAUGUGGGGCAAGUAUGCCGACGUACUUGUUUACGACGAUUUGCUUUAUAAUAUCAGGAAAUACACGUGAACCAUGGAUUGAUUUAUGGAAAUAAAAUAUUCGGAUCAAG